GUCAAUGGAGCGCAGGGGCAGAGGGCGAUCGAUCAAUCGAUGAAUGGCCGGAUCGAUUUGGGAACAGAUUGAUCGAUCGAGCCAUUCGUGCUUCCUGCUGUUGAGUGCGUGCGCUCGAGCGAGAAGGACGACGGACCGCAGGUCGACAUGAGGAGAGGCGAAUUUUGAAUCGGGCAAGAUUGGUGAUCACUCGCUAAUGUUGGUGAUCAGCAGCAAGACUAGGGUAGGAGGACAAUCUUGUCGUUCAAUCGCCCGAUUCCUGAACCGAUUGACUGACCGAUGAAGACCCUCGAGGAAUCUCGCUGUGCGUAGAGAGAGUGGCAGAGACUAGGUCGAAAGGAAAGUGAAGGAACGGAAGGAGGGAGUGAUGACCAACAUGUUUCAGUCGUCGACGAGCCUACAGGCUGUACAAUAAGCAGGCGUAGUUGCUUCUUGGUUCAUCGGAGUAAAGGUUGAGGUGGAGGAGGUGGUGGUGGUUCUUGUUGUCAUUGCUAUUUUUGUUCUUUGGGGUUAGAGAAUCUGCCAUCGCUGAGGUAGAAGAAAAGGCGGGUCGCUUGCAGGGAGCGUCAGGAUGGCCGAGGAGAAGUAUAAUAUGCGGAAUCCUGCCGUGAAGCGGAUUUUGCAGGAGGUCAGAGAGAUGCAGAACAAUGCGAGCGAGGAUUUUAUGAGUUUGCCGCUACAGGAUAACAUUUUCGAAUGGCAGUUCGCGAUUCGGGGGCCUCAGGAUACAGAAUUCGAAGGAGGGAUUUACCACGGGCGAAUUCAGUUGCCUCCGGAGUAUCCCUUCAGGCCUCCCGCAUUCAUGCUCCUUACACCCAACGGGCGAUUCCAGACUCAGACCAAGAUAUGCCUGAGUAUCUCACAACAUCACCCCGAGCAUUGGCAGCCAUCAUGGAGCGUCCGCACAGCGUUGGUCGCUCUGAUUGCCUUCCUGCCCACGAAGCCCGACGGAGCUCUGGGAUCUCUUGAUUACACCAAGGAGGAAAGACGGGCGCUUGCUAUAAAGUCCCGAGCUGCAGCACCGAAAUUUGGCAAUCCGGAACGGCAACAGCUGAUAGAUGAGAUCCAUGAUUACAUGAUGAAAAAAGCACCUCCCGUUCCAGAUCUUUCUGCAGCACCGGAAGUGCCAUCGGACACCACGGAUCCUGCAGCACCCGUUUCUGACCCAGUUCCCUCGCCUGAAGCUACCGAGACACGGGAGGUCGUCUCUACACCAAACGGCGAUAAUGAACCAGAAAUGGUAGUGGAGAACGUGCAUGAGCUUCACGUCAACGCCAACGCCGGCCCAAUUGCCGUGAGUUUCAGUGCAGGAUUUCGUGUUAGAGCUCCUGCACCCACCCAAGCAGCAGCACCCAGAGAGCAGCAGGCUGUUGGGUCGCCACCACCGGCAGUGGAAGGCACAGGAAUUCUUGCAAGGCUUCGACUGUCGGAUGACUUUGGUUUGACAGUGUUGGCGAUCGGAUUGACCAUUGCCAUCGUUGCUAUCUUAAUCCAGAAGUAUUUUGCACGCUCUCCAGCGACCAUGGGAACAGGCUUGUGAUUCAUUGUUUAGGAAAUUAUGUAUAGAUUGCCCCUCCCUCCUCGUCUUGGAUUCCUUUGGAUCAGCUUCUCCCGCCCCCGACACCCUCCCUCCUUCAAUUUGGCAUGCCCCGGGCUUUCGUAGUGAGACCUUCUCUAAGUCUCAUGAAGAUGAUGAAAUUAUCUAAUCAGAAGAAGAUCAAACUUUUGAUAUCUAGGGUUGGCCGUAUUAUGAAUGUGAGAUCCCUGUUAACUUCGGGCUUGGAAACCUCAGCGUCCAUAUGUAAAUAGUUCCAUUUUUUAAUCCUGUUUGGGUCAGGUGGACCGCAGUAAAGAGACGUUUUGUGUAGGCCAGCUUUAAUUCUGCAGUACACAGCCUGUGAUGUUGGCAAUUACUUUGACCAGUGGAUGUCAAACUGUAUUGAUGUUCUGUUAGUGUUAUCCGAGACUGAAGCACCGGGGUUUUAUGUGUCUCAUUUAAGUACGAGUCGGGGUGCUGCUUUCAGUGUGCAGAAGUUUCGAGGGAUAUUAAAUGGCUCGUGGCAUUGUUGAGCACAUCUCGUAUUGAGAUCAGUUGUGAUCGUGGACUUCGGGCCAGCGGUUGGAAAGAGCUUGGUUCUUGUAGGUGUAUUCCCUAUCAUUCUUUUAUGAAUAGAUAAAGCUAUGUGCUUUGCUGGAGUGGUGAGAGAUUUCCGUACGAAGCUUUUGAAGAAAUCCACGAAUCUCUAUGAUGAAGCAUGAAGAAUUUGUAGCGUACAGCAGGAUAGGGCCGUCGAGAUUGUAUUUUAUGAAAAAUUUCGUUAACAAGUUACACCAAAUGACAUGUCUCUG
This is a messenger RNA of Marchantia polymorpha subsp. ruderalis, 2349 nucleotides long. The record is from the annotation of a GenBank genome assembly. Lineage: Eukaryota; Viridiplantae; Streptophyta; Marchantiopsida; Marchantiales; Marchantiaceae.